AUUUUUGUGUCUAUGAAGAAGCCUUUAAAGUAAAUGCUCCUUAAUGAAAGAUAACUAAAUACUGCGCUCUGUCGGAUCCGUAAAGAACUCAAGCACACCUUUUUGGAGGUUUUUGAAAAUGCGAAGAUUUCGAAUACAGUCCAAACGGGUUUAAAAAUAUCGGUCGUCGUCGUUGUCGUCAUCUACAUCGUCGUCUUUGUCUCGCUGAUCCACAUCUCAAGCACAGAAUUGGAAGCUUCAUCAAUGGUCCCGCAACACAAUUGCGCCGCAACAACAACAAAUUAAGAAAAAUCAAUUGAAAAUCGAUCGAUCCAAUCGAAUCCAAGCCGAUUGCACACACCGCCAACUGUGUGUGUGUGUGGGUUUGUGAGCGUGUAUGUGAGAGUGUAAGUGAAUCAGUGUUGUGAGUGGAAAUGGAAUCAGUGCAAAUAAUGCAUUGAAUCGAAAUCGAAGCAAAGAAGAUAAAAGAAAAGUGCAACAAAAGAAAAUUCAAAAGAAAUAAUACGAAAUUGAAGCAGAAAGUAUCCCGCAAAUAAAUAAUAUGUGCAUGUGAGCGAAAAGCCUCGACGCCUCGAUAUAAUCAAUGGGUAGAGUGCGCGCCCAUUUAAAAAUAUGCGCCUCCAACAGCAUACAAAUGCUUAAUAGAUCGUGAGUCGUCCCAAAACAUGGUACGCGACAGCAGCCGUAACAUUUGUUUUGGAAAAUUAGCCGAAACGACGCAGCAGCAGCAACAGCAGCAACAACACCAACAACAAGCCGUGGAUAGUAGCAGUAACAAAAUACGCGAUACAUUAAAAAGGUCUACAGAAGAACCACCGACAAACAACUUCGAAAGGAACUACUACGAUCGCAGCCGCAUAGUCAGUUACCAAUCUAAUACAGCCGCCACUGCAAGCAGCGUCUCCUCCGCCGCCUCAGCCGCCGCCGUAUCAACAAACAUCAGCAGCAGUAACAGCGAUAGAUCGCGAGCUCGGGAUCGCCUAUACAGGAAUGGUUCAUACACGCCGUCAGCAGCAGCAGGAACAAUACAAACAACAACGACGACGGCAGCAACAGCAGCAGCAGGAACGCCGACAGCGCUAGGCGAUCGCAGCAACAACAACAACAUUCACCAAAACACACGCGUACCGCAGUCAUGGUACGAAGCUGCUGCGACAGCUCAUAUAAAAAGUCCUGGUGGCAGUGGCAAUGCCGGCGUCUCAGCAGCAGGCGGCAUAAUGAGCUCACCGAUCAAUCAUCAUCAUCAGCAGCAGCAACAUCAUCAUCAUCACUACUCCUCCGCCGCCUCCAGCAACAGCAGCAACACCUCCACUAUAUCCGCCUCGUAUUCACCUGCCUCGUUAGCGGCAGCAACGGCGGCCACAGCCGCAGUUCACCGCAGCGUUGCUUAUGCCGGCAGUGCGGAUGAAGUGGCGGCGCCCACGUCGGCAAUAUCGCGCAAGAUCCUGCUACACAAUCGGCCCAACGCUGCCGCCAAGCUGCUUAAGUCAGCGGCACGUUGCGGCUCCGAGUCGCCUAAUUCAGUUGCAAGUGGAGCGACAACGCCGACUGCAGCAGCGACGACGACGACAAGUACAAUCACAAACAAUAGUUUUAGUAGUAAUAGUUUAAAUAAUACAAUAAGCACGGCCACUCCAACGAUGCCAAUUGCAGCGGUGGCUACGAGCGGAUCCAACAGCGGUGACAUUCUAAAUGUGGCCGCUGUGAUUGCAGCCAGCGGUGGCGGUGGUGGUAGUGGCGUCGACAAUGGCACACCCUCAGCUGCCAUUAAUAGCAACAGUAGCAGUAACAAUAACAAUUCGCUGCGUGGACCGCGUCAUCAUUUACAUGGACGGAGCACAACAUCGUCCAGUCGCUCUCACUCCCGAUCGCCGAGUAGUUACAGCUCGUCUCAUAGCUCCUCGUCAUCGUCAUCGCACUCAUCCUCCCAUUCGCACGCGUCCAGUCCGAUAUCGGGCAAUUGUGCUGAUGUCGGUGGCGGUGGCAGCGGAGGUGCCUCCUCACGAAGCUCCAGGAGUUUGCAGUCCGUGGCAGUCACCAAUCCCUUGCAAUGCAACCCUUCAAAUCCCAGUGGCAAUGCUGUGAACGUCUGCGGUGGCGGCGGCGGUGGCUCGAGCAGUAGCAGCAGCAGCUCGAGCAGUAGUAGCAGCAGCAGCUCCUGCCUGGCGGCUAAUCCUGUGGUUCAUUCCGAAGACAAUCGGCCGCUAGCGAUACGCGUACGAAAUUUACCCGCACGUUCCUCAGACACAUCCCUUAAGGAUGGUCUCUUUCACGAGUACAAAAAGCACGGCAAGGUCACGUGGGUGAAGGUCGUGGGCCAGAAUUCGGAGCGAUACGCGCUCGUCUGCUUUAAGAAACCGGACGAUGUGGAGAAGGCACUCGAGGUCUCGCACGAUAAACAUUUUUUCGGCUGUAAAAUCGAGGUAGAACCCUAUCAGGGCUACGACGUAGAGGACAAUGAAUUUCGACCCUACGAAGCGGAACUGGACGAAUACAAUCCAAAGUCAACGCGCACCCUCUUCAUAGGCAAUCUGGAAAAGGAUAUCACAGCCAGCGAGCUGCGUGGUCAUUUCGAGAGCUUUGGCGAGAUAAUUGAGAUUGACAUUAAAAAGCAAGGCCUCAACGCCUACGCGUUCUGUCAGUAUUCGGAUAUUGUGUCUGUGGUGAAGGCAAUGAGAAAAAUGGAUGGCGAGCAUCUGGGCAGUAAUCGAAUCAAGCUAGGUUUUGGCAAAUCCAUGCCCACCAAUUGUGUCUGGAUCGAUGGUGUCUGCGAUAAGGUCUCCGAACAAUAUCUGCAAUCGCAGUUCACUCGCUUCGGUACCGUCACAAAAGUCACAAUUGAUCGGACGCGACAGCUGGCCCUCGUCCUGUACGAUCAGGUGCAAAAUGCUCAGGCAGCCGUCAAGGAUAUGCGCGGCACAAUCAUGCGGGGUCGAAAGCUGCAGGUGGACUUUGCAUCGCGUGAAUGCCAGGAUGCGUUCUAUGACAAACAGGAAAAGCAGAAUGCAUGCACUCGCUUCAGUCGCUACGAAUCAUCUUCACAGUCCCGCUCGCGUGCCUCUUCGUUUAGUCGUCAUCAGAACUCCAAUGACGGCUGCUCCCCCAGUAACACGCCAGGCAGUAGUAGCAGUAGCAGCGUCUCCAGCAACAUCAUGCCUGCACCCAGUAUCUCGUCAGCUAUUGUGGCUGGUGGUGGGUCGGCCUCGUCCUCGUCAGCAACGGGCACCCUGCCCUCGGUGGUGGGUCAAAGCUCUUUACCCAUGUCACCGGCUGCUUUGGCACAGGCACGCAUGCGCAUGGCACGAAAUGCCAGACACACCAUUGACUUCGACUUUAAUGAUCUGGGCGGGAAUCGUAAUAGAUUUCGCAACCACGAGGAACAUAGUCAGGUUGAUGAUGAAGCGAUUAGUGGCACUGGCACCGUUAACGCGGUAGGAGCUGGCAACUAUGGCAGCGGAUUGCGUUCAGACUCGCCGGUUAUUUCCCGUUUAGGGCCGGCUGUAAACUCGGGAGCCGCCGCCACAGCGACAUCUGGCAGCGAAACGCUCGAGGUUACGUUGAGCAAUAGCAGUCGACGUCGUUGUGGGAAAAGUCCAGGCAAGCAAAAAACACCCGCCGCCAUUGGUCACUUGCACAAUCAACGUUCCCUUUUGCUAGAACAACUCGAGGAAUGCCCGUCCAGUGGUGAUGAGAGCAUCGUUAGUCCGCGAAAGCGCAUCAAGAUGGAUUACCACCAUCAUCAGCAUUCCAAUGCCAGCAUGACACAGCACAUGCUGGAUGCCAAUAACGAGUUGGGCAGCAAACCCAACGUCCCCCCAAUGUCCAACUGUGAUGUCAUACACGAUCCGUUGAAUCGGAAAAGCGAGAUACGCCGCGUAUCGGAGGCCACUAAGUUUCCACCCCACCACCAUCAUCAGCAUCAUCUGCCGCAGCUACUACCGCAGCCGCCUUCAAUGCAGCCGCACAUGUUGUCGGCACGGCGACCGUCCAUUGAUGUGGGCGCCUUGUCGGCGCUUUCCAACUCCUCUGCCUUUCGACAUGGGCUCGUGGGUGCCAGUACAAUAGAUCAGAAUAUGAUUAAUGCCUCACUGGCGGCCAAAAGACGACGUGUUGCACCCGUGCCGCCUGGCCCAUUGGGCAGCAGUAACAGCAGCAGCAUGGGGGGUGCAGGCGGGAGCGGCAUUGGCAGCAUGCCCAUGCCUAACGAUGACUUUCAUCAUCAUGCGUCGAGAGGACGUGGUCACCAGCUACAUUCCCAUCAUUCGCACGAGGCCAGUGGCGGGGAGAGUGCCGAUGGCUCACGGCCGGGUACACCGCUCUGUGAUGAAAGGCCAGAGGUAUUGCCAACGGAACCGCGUCGUAUGCCGCGUGAGCGUGCGCGGGAGCGCAUGCGAGACGUAAUGUGGCUACCACUGCCAAAGUUUGGAAUACUAUUUUUUCAACAACAUCGCAGUGGAUCCGCCGGAGCUUCGUCAUUUGUCGGCACGUCUGGUGCUGCUGUCUCUAGCUAUUUACAGCAUUUGGGCACAGCAGCCAGUUUGUCCGGCAGCUCGUCAUUGCUGUCUAACAGCAUCAACUCUAGUCUAAGCGCUUGCGCCACUUCCACCACGACAACGACGUCAUCAUCCUCAGGCAUGACCUCCGUCACAGCCUGUUCUUCGGCGUCCAACCUUUUACCCAGUCCAUCGUCACGCUACUGGCGCUCACAUCAUCAUCAUCACCAGCAGCAACAACACCACCAGCACCACCACCAGCCUGCGCACCAUGGUUCUACAACCCCUGGCGGCAGCACUGGCCUGAUGGCCAGUCCCGCGCGUCCCCGCUCCCUCAGCUCCAACUCCAGUGACUCAGAUGUACCUGGUCAGACUGGUGGCAGUCCGACGCUGGACGAGCGUCUGCGCAAUUUUGAGGAGAACUACGAGCGCUGGUCUGGCGGUAGCAACAAUACGAACGCGAACUCUGGUGGUGGUAGUGGUCGCAUGCACGAUCAUAGCCAUGGGCAUGGGCACGGACACUCCCAAACACCGUCGUGGCAGCUUUCUAUGCACUCCAGUCUGGCCGGUAUUAGUUCACAUCAGGCAUCUGGGAACAGUAACAGCUCAAGCGGCACUUCCUCAAGCACGACGAGUAAUUCCCGGCAUAAGUUCCUUGAUAUAGAUGAACUGCAGCCUUCGGAUAUUGUAAAGUCGGUGCUAGCGAAGAAGUCCAUUUUCGAUGAUGACUUCCAACGCCUGAAUCAGUUGUUCGAGCCGGCAUCAACGGACCAAUUAUCUAGCAGUCGAAUUGGUCUACCAUCCAGUGGCAACACAUCGCCUGCUCUGCCCAAUCUAGCGGCCGCCAAGACCACAGCUGUGAUUGGUAACUGUAGCAAGACAGGAGGUCUACUGCAGCGUCUGAGUAGUCUGUCUCCUAUGAACUCACCGCAGCCCUCCAUGUCGCCCUACAACAGCCCUUCCCCAUCGCCAUCGGUUAAUGCCGGUGCGGCCACCAAUGCUGGUCUGAUGUCCACGCUAAACAAGCUGCCAGCAAGCACUGGGGCAGCAGCAGCGAGCACAUCUCCAGCAAGUGGCACUGCUGGAAGUAACACAAACACCACCGCCGCAGCAACCACCACCAGUAAGGGAUUGCAGUAUCCGUUUCCCAGUCACCCGCCAUUGCCAAAUACAGCGGCUCCCUUGCCAGCUGUACAACCUGCGCCUCCACCACCGCUCACGCCGUCGACAACGAGUGUUGUGCCUCCACCUCCGCCACCUGAAGGGCCGCCUGUGAAGUCCAAGACAACAGCAACUACACCGAACAGUCUCACGAAGAGUCUGAGCGUGCCUUUGCCUAGUGAUAGCACUAAGGAGCGUGCCGUACUGCAGAAGUCAGCAUCGGUACCUGGAAGUACAAACGUUGGCUCAACCGUCAAUCAGUUAGGCGGCCAACAGUCCACACAGCAAACGUCCUCCUCAUUAUCAACAUCGUCAUCCAAUGGUAACAGUUCCUCAACAGCAGCCACUCCCGUACAAAAAGCAACAACAUCUGCAAACAACUCUGCGCAAGAUGAUGAGGGUCCUAAAAAACCCUUGGCCGCUGCAAAGAAAAGCAGCAGCAGUGACAAGUCACAUGGCAAGCACAAUAAUCGCUCAGACGGUGAAAAGAAAACCAAGAAAUCAUCCGAACGACGGAAAAAUUCUGCUGCGUCGCAGUCCUCGAAGUCCUCAGCCACGCCAAAAGUGGAUGACGAGUCAAGUGAUAGCGAUGAACAAGAAAAGGCGGAAAAGGAGCAGCAGCGCGAGAAAGAAAAGGUCGAUAAAGCGCAACAGAAAGAGCGACAAGAGCGCGAAAAGCGUGAAAAAGAGCUGAGAAAACAGCAAGAGCGUGAGGAGAAGGAACGCAAAGAGCAGGAGGAAAAAGAGCGCAAGGCACAAGAGGAAAGAGUGCUGGAGGAGCGCAAAGCCAAAGAAGAAAAGGAGCGUAAAGCACAGGAAGAGCGCGAGCGUGAGGCCCAGGAGCACAUAGCAAAAGAACAGCGUGAGCAAAAAGAGCGAGAGCAGCGGGAUCGUGAGCAAAAGGAGCGCGAGCAAAGAGAACAAAAAGAACGCGAGCAAAAAGAGCGUGAACAGCGAGAACGUGACGAGCGUGAAGUUGAAGCUCAACGCAAAGCUAAGGAAGACCGCGAAAGGGAGCAACGAGAGAAGGAGCAACGUGAUAAGGGUCAACGAGACGCUGCACGUCGAACACAUGAAGCCGAACACGAGGCACGCAUGGCACGCAUGCGUGAAUUGUCGUACUCCUCCCAUUCCAAGAAGGCUGAUGCACCAAAUGUGAAUACCAAUGAUGCCAACUUUUUUGGCCACAACUCUACGCCCGAAUUUGAACGACAGCAAGGCAACAAAGAGAAUGCCGCAGAGGUGACUGGAAACGCCGCUAGUGUUGCUACCUCGGAGAAUAAUAGCAGUAAAGAACGCUCGCGCAAAUCCUCGCGAAAUUCGCCUGUACGUUUACAUAAGCGUCGUCUCAGCUCGCAGGACAGUAAUCACAGUAGUGGUGCUGCCGGUGGAGGACAAGCACAACAAAAUCACGAGGAUUAUGUGAAGCGUAUGCGUAUUGAAAACCAGAACAGCAAUCCACACCAGCGCCUAAAUGAUCGUCGCGACUCAAAGGAGCACAAGCCCCAGAUUAAACAACGUCAUGGCGAGGCAGAAGAGAAAAUCACCAAGUCGCGUGACUCCCACACCCAAGGUCACACCUCGUCUCGACAUCAUAGACGGGAGAAGCAUCAUAGCAAGCAUCAAACCAGCAGCAGCACAACCACCAUCACCAGUCAAUCAUCCACCGAUGCAGCUGCGGCUUCAGUUGGCCAGCUCAAAAAUGAAUCUUCAGUCGAGGUAAAGCAGGAAGCAGCCAGUUCUCCCAACGCAGCUGGCAGUGACUUCCCACAGGAUUCGUCACUGUGCAAAUUGCAAGUAAACACCAGCGAGGAAGAGACCGAGCAUUUGACCGCAAAGACUCCCACGCAACACACACAGCACAAGCAACGGGAGCAUGGUGGCCAUCAUCACUCUUCCUCCUCAUCGUCGCGUCACAAGAGUAAACGUGACCAUCAUCAUCGCGAGAAGAAACGUCAUUCCGUGGCCGAGUCCACCAACACAGAUGAGGAACCCACGCAUAAUCCCCACAGGCGCACGUCUGCAGCCGGCUCAUCGGCCGGUGAGGCUAGCAGCAAGCAUCACCAUCGUCACAGUGUGGAACGGAAAUCCUCGCGAGGCUCAGACGAAGGCUUGCAUCAGCAACAUCAGCAGCGCACGCCAACAUAUCGACAACAAUCUAAAUCGUCUUCCCAUCCACGCAAAGUAAUGCUCAGCUCGGCCGACUCAGAUGACACAGAUGAUGCUUCUAAGAAGCACUCUAUCUUCGACAUCCCAGAUGAUUGCCCCAAUGUAUCUAUGUACGACAAAGUCAAGGCCCGUUCCUGCAAGAACAUGCAAAAGCAGGCCGAGGAGAAAAAGAUUAAGGCCAAGUUUUCGCAACUGAAGCAAUCACGUGCCAAGAAAAAACGAUCUACCAGCUACGACGGUGACAGCGACACAGAGUUCGAAGAUCGUCAUCAUCGUAAUAGCGGCAGCAGCUCAUUCCACGGUCGCAAUAAUCACGGUAUGGGUCUGUCUACUAGUGAUGAUGAGGACGAUGAUUUUCGCAGCAGUCAGACAUUGGGCAAACUACAUAAUCAGAGUCGUAUGUUCUCUGAUUCGGACUCCACCGGUCGGCAAUCCGACGAAAAUCGUAUACGCCAUCAAAUGCAGCAGAAACUGUUGCGUCUAUGCGAUGGAGAUGACAGUUCCGAAGAUGAGAUUCGUCGCAAUGUAUUGAACAAGCAUAAUCAAGCCGGCAGACGGAACUGUCAUUCCACGCGUAUAGCAUCCGAUUCAGAGUCUCAAUCACAACCAGCACCAGAUUUGGACGCUGCCAAUAUCAAAGAGGAGCCUAUUGUUGCCGAAUUUAAGGAAACGGAUAUUAAAAAGGAGCAAAAUUUGUCUGAUAUAGAGCAGCAAAAGUUUAAAUCGCGUCACGAUUCAAAUUCUUCUGCCGAAGACCGUAAGAUUAUUAAAAGCGAGUCUGAUAUAAAGAAAGAAUAUAAUGAAUACUUCAAUGCUGCGGGUUCUCAAACUGAAAUAAACUAUUGUGACUACUCUAGUGGGGCUGUCCAUGAGUCUGCCAAAGUCAAAGAAUACUCGCCAGAGACGCGUAAAAAGCACAAGAAAAGCAAAAAGCGUCUUAAGACGGCUUUAUCGGCGGAUGCAUUGGUUACCAGCAGCCAUAUGCCUGGACCUCCAGGAGGCAGCAUGUUCGAUGUGGCUAUCGUCGAGUGUAAGCCAAAGUUCGCCAGCUUUGAUGAACUUAAGGCGGACGUACUGAACAAUUUACCAACAGAUGUAGUUCCUGAAGCCAGUGAACGUCGUAAGCAUAAGGAGCGCAAGGAGAAGAAGCGAGAGAAGCUGCGUAACUUAAGCGAGACAGCCACAGGCGGUGGCUCUGUCGAGGUUUCGUCCGAGCGUCUGUCCAAGGAGGAGCGACAUCGUUUGAAGAAAUCUAAAAAGUCAAAGAGCUUGGAUUCAUCCCGCAUGUUCAGUGCAUCAAAUGCUACUCCGACAGCAACACCCACAUCGUUGGCUACGCCCAAGGCGCAAUCUCCGACAGCUGCAAGUACAGCAUCCGCUGUGGCAGCAGCCGCUGCCGCCAGAGAACAGCAGAAACGAAGCGACGACAAAAUGGAGUACAUUUUUGGUGUAAUUUCCGACGAAGAGUCGCAAUUCACGGAUGAACCUGAUAACAAGGAUAUGCCGCCCUAUACACCAAACAUUUCAACCACUGGGCCAAUUGUCUCUGCGGCUUUGCACACCUACAAGCAGGAGCCGCAUACGCCGAAGAGUCACGCAACAAUUGGUGAUGAGGAGGAUCGUCGUGUUGGUGGUAAUAAUUCCUCGCACACUGAACGUGAGCGUCAUCGUAAAGAGAAGCGUGAGAAAAAGAGACGCGACAAAUCCGCGCGAGAGCAACAUGCGUUAUCAUCGCUUCAGCAACAACAACAACUACAACAGUCGUCCAAACAGCUCGACGAUGACAAUAGUGUGGAUUUGGAUGCAGCGGGACGGGCACUUGAAGCGCAGCUAAUGGACGACUUUGAUACCAAGCUGCCCGAGGAUGCGACGCCCUCAACUGCCACCACCUAUCGUAGCGAUAUGACCGAUGUGUUCCGCUUCUCCGACCAUGAAGAUAACUCGGUGGAGCUGCUGCCUAAGAAGUCACCACCCACACCCACACCAGUACAUGGCGAGAAACUUGAGAGCAAAGAUGCACAGCACAAGAGCAAAGAUAAAAAGAAGAAAAAGAAGCGUUCCAAAGAAGAGAAGCAUCAUCAGCCACAUCAGCGCCGCGAUCCUUUGGUGCUCACGCCGUCCAGUGUCCUGACACCGCCACCUCCGCAGGGCAAGUUGACAAUCAAUGUACAAGCUGCGACAAAACAUGCUCAAAAGACAGCUAGUAACAAAACAGAUGAUGACGAGACCAUUGAAUCUAAGCAACCCAUCUGCAAGCCAUCACCGAGCCUUCCCUGCCUCAUCGGCGACGAUGAUGAGGAUGUGCCCAUCAAACCGAAUACACCCACCAAGAAUACAGUUACAACCACCAAUUCGAAUGAAGCGCUGACGCCAGCGCGAGAGAAACCGCGUCUUAUUAGUCCCAUACCAAAAACGCCAACCAUUACCAACAGUUCCAUAUUAUCCGCUCAAUCGGAGUCUCCAUCUAGUUGCCCUUCGGCCGGUACAGGAAAAGCGUUGGUCACUACCCCAACAUCUUCGACAAAUGCCGCUGCUACAGAGUCGGCCCUAAGUACUAAGGCCAACGAUAGCACAUCGCCCUCUAGUCUUAGCAGUCCGGCAGCAUUGGGUAAGAAGAAAGAAAACUUCAUACCCGGCUUCGAUGGCUUUGAUGACAAGAUCAGCGAGUCUGCCGUGCAGUCCAUCUCCGCCGAAUUCAAUACAUCAAUACUUGACCCAACUGCUGAUGAGCCCAAAAUACCUGUUGCGUCACCACCAGAUGCCUCAAAAAGCAUGGAUAAACUGGAGGAUACCAAAUCACGAGUAACGAUAUCCCAGGAAGAAACGGAAAGCGCAGUUUCUGCUUUACUAGGAGAAAGCUUUGGCACUUCGUCUACCGCUGACUAUUCUCUUGAUGGUAUAGAUGAGCUGACAUCAGUCAGCGAGGUCGAGCAGCCAGCUUUGACUGUCUCCGAGCCGGACGAGGAGGCUGCACUGGCAGCUAAAGCGAUCGAACCUCUCGCAGAGGCUGAACCGGAGCCCGUGCCAGUCGAAGAAGAUGCUGCACUUGAUCCAGAUGAAAUCAAUAAAGCUGUUGAGAGUCUACGCAAUGAAGACAUGGACAUUAAAGCCGACACUCCGCAAUCUGAACGUGAUCUGCAAAUAGACACAGAUACCGAAGAAAAUGCUGACGAGGGUGACAGCAGUGGCCCUAGUCUUAAGAUCGACGAGACUGUGCAGAGCGCUUCUCCAGAGAAAUCAACAAAUUCGAGUAAUGAUCUAUCGCCGAAGACACCAAAGGUGGAAGCAGAGGAGAAGUCACACGUGGUAGACUUGCAACCAUCAGUGAUCACAAAGUUACCUGCGCGAGAAAUCCCUGCUACUAGCUUGGAUCAAAAAGCACCCCUUACAUUGGUUGCACCUCCAAAUGCAACCUCUUCGCCCAAGCAGGCAACCCCAACAUCCUCCGCAAAGAUUGAACCUCCUACUAUCAGCAAACUGCAACAACCGUUGGUACAACCCGUACACACGGUACUGCCACCGCCACCAACCACAUCGCAACAGCAGAGCGUCAUUAAUCUUGACUUAUCCAGCGUCAUUAGCGGCGAUUCUAAUUCGGCGAUAGUGACUAACAAUAGUACGAAAUCAAUGUCCUUUGGCAGUCCACAAGCUUCCCAAAAGCCACAAAUGCCACAGGCAUCGACCCCGAAACAGACGCCGCCUCUACAGCGCACUCAGAGUCUCAUUAUGCAACCGCCAACUAUCUCUAUACCCGAGCCCAUGCCACAUUUUGUGGUACCUCAGAUGGUCUUGUCUCCGCAUCAUCACCACCAACAGCAACAACAGCAAUCCCCGCAGCAGCAGCCUGGUGGCUUUAUAGCGAUGCGUGCUCCAUCACCGCAUAGUCCACUCUUGUCGCCAGGACGUGGACCAGGUACGCCAACGAGACAACACAGUCCCGCGGCACAACCCAACCUUGGACGCCCGCCAGCACAAGCGCAACCGACUCAGCAUCAUCCACAUACUCUGAUUAUGUCACCAGCUCCGAACGCAGCACUUGCAUCCCCAACAUCUUUGAUGAGCAAUAUGAGCAGUCCUAUGGCAAGCCCAACGGCUCGUGCGGUGGCUACAAAUGUUGUCAAUUCGCCGCCAAUAGCAGGAAAUCCCAAGACACAUAUAUCUGCAAGCGAUCCUUCUCCAACAUCUUUGCCGACAGUCAUGAAAAUUAAUAGCUAUUCGCCUUCAAUGGGCAAUGCUCGGGGUCAGAGCCAGGUACAGCAGCAGAUACCCAAAGCGGUAAUAGAGCUACAAUCACAGCCGCAUCUGUUGCCGUUGCCUCUGCAGAAGAUGCCGCCAGUGAGUGUGCAGCAUCAUCCGACAAUAAUAAGCAAGGUCGUCACAGUGCAGCCACAGCAGGCAACCCAAUCUUCGGCAGCCACAUCGCCACCAGUGGGCAGUUUGCCACCUCACAAAAAUGUGUAUGUCAAUGCGCAAAAUCAGCAACAUCAGGCUCAGCACCAACAGCAGCAACAUUCGCCACAGAUGUUGGCCAAAAUGGGCGCACAUCAACAACAACAGCACCAGCAGCAACAACAACAGCAGCAGCAACAACAACAACAACAGCAGCAGCAGCAGCAGCAACAACAGCAUCAGCAAUACAUGCAACAACAUCAGCAAAUGAUGCAACGACAGCAAAUGCAACAUCAUCAGCAGCAGCCACCGCAGCAAAUUCAUCAACUACGGCAACAACAACAGCAAUCGCAGAUGCAGCAACAGUCGCAAAUGCACCAGCAGCAACAACAGGCUCAGUUACAGCAUCAGGUGGCACAUCCCCCAAUGUUUGUCUCCCAGCAGCAACAGUUGCAUCAGCAGCAACAGCAACAUUUACAACAGCAGCAACAGCAACAUUUACAGCAGCAACAGCUACAGCAGCAGCAACAACAGAUAGAGCAGCAGCAGCAGUCGCUGCCACGUCCCAGUGGCAAUGUGCAACAACAGCAACAAGCUCUGGGCCACAGUCCACCGAACAAGAACAACCAAUUAGCACCCUCUGUCUCAUCACAACAACAAGCGCAGCCCACGUCCGUUAUGGUGCGUGGUCCUCACCACCAAGGACAGGCGCCUACGCCGCUUAAUGUAAUACAAAGUGCUCCGUCAGCACAGAAGAUAAUUGUGCAGCAACACAUUGUGGGACAGACUCCUUCCAGUCAACCAUCGGCGAUACAUUAUCAGUCUAAUCGACCGCACCCACCAGCCAUGACAAGCGACCCGCCACUUAAACCAACUGGCUUGGAUAUUCCAAUAACAACAUCAGUACCAGUGUCAGUUGUUGAGGUGCCACAACCACCGCCACUCAUGAAGACAUCGGAGAGUGUGUCGGUCAUACGCACGCCCACACCUACAACAAGCUUGACAAAUUCUGCCAUAGCGUCGCCCAAGGAAGGAGCAGCACGCUCAGCAACAAGCUCGCUGCUUACUGAAGAGAAUGUCAUUAAGAUAUCACAGCCCAAGCAAGAUGAUAUUGAACAGGACUCCAAAGAGGUGGACAGCGACUAUUGGUCGGCGAAGGAGGUAAAUAUUGAUAGUGUAAUCAAGAAGUUGGAUCCCAAUGCCACAAUAACAAAUGCAAAGGAUGAAGCAGGAAAGCGAACUGUUUUCGCAAAAUCCAAAGAGCCAGCAACGCAACCGCCUCAACUUGUCAGCGAUGUGCCGCACGCGGAGCCACCAGCUACAAAACAAACUACGCCAGUGGCGAGUGCUAGCGAACCCGUCGACGCACCGAUUGCAGCUCCAGCAGCAGUUGCCAACAAUACAGAUCAUGACACCGAAGAUGAGACUGAAACACGGCAAACCCCGAUUGUGAAGAGCACACCAUCGGUUGGAAGACCGCCUGGCUCACGGGGUGGUGCCACCAAACGUGGCCGACAACCCCGCGGUGCUAAGAAACAGGGUGGUCUGCCCUUGACUCCCGCUCCAGUGCAAGAUACCGGCUUAACUCCGGCUGAAACCGGCGUGCAUACGCGAUUGCGUAAACUGGCAACAACGCAGGUAACUCGCGGUCGUAAGGGACGACCGCCACGCAAUCUCUUGCUGCAGCAGCAACAGCUGCAACAACAGCAGUUGCAACAGCAGCAACAACAAGCGUUGGAAACGCCCACGCCUACACCCGUUCCUACGGCUGCAGAAAAGAAAGCUCGCAAUCAAGCACUUUCCAGUCAGGAUGUGUACGAAUUCCAUGACGAUUCGGGCGAAGAGUCCAAAGCCAAGGCAGCUGCAGCAGCUGCUGUCAAACAGGUUAACGAUGAAAGCCGUCCACGUCUCAUACUGACUAUCAACAAAGCUAUGGGGCAGGCAGCGGCUCCGCCUGCCUUAAAGUCAGAGGUGGAUGGAAAUCUGCCAGCAUCUACGCCGGAACCGUUAAGUGUGGUCGAAAGUAAUCCUGCAAGUUUAGAAAGCGCAGAGAGUUCGAACACGCGUAAAUCGCGUCGCCUGCAAGAAAAGGAAGAUCGCAGCACUGUGGAUGACAUUAUUGAGGAUGUGGUACGCAAUACGCAACUGGCGGGAGCAAACGCAGUGCAGCUGCCCAAGGGCGCACAGACGCCACCACGUCGUUCAGGACGCAAUGCUCAGUCUAAGAAAUCAGAUGCAACGCCUACACCCAAUGCCGUGGGUCGUCCCAGACGUUCAAAGGAGCGCAAAACCAUUUGUGAACUACCCGCCAAUCUCAACGAGGAGCCCGCGCUGUUGCCGCCACCACCACAACCAUCACAAAGCGGACAGCGGGAGGAAUUGCAUUUGCCCGAGUUGGUCAGUAAGGAGGACACACAACCUCAACAUCCAAUUCAACCACCAGCUUCUGCUCCGUCACCUGCGCCUGAACCGGUACCUGCUUCAGUGACUCCGGCGGUUGUCCCACAGCCACCAAAGCCAACGCACAGCACUAUUCCGCAGCAUCCGAAGAAGAAGGCCAUUGCCGCAGCUGAAAUCGAGUCAUAUCAAGCCAUUAACUCAUCUAUACCAAGUGGUGGACUGCCUAUGCAUCAGACAGCAGCACCGGCCACACAAAAGAUCACGGGUGGUGCCGCCGAUGCUGUCAGCAAAGCGCUCGUCGAUCCCCUUACCGGCGUAAUCACAGCUGGCAUGCCCCAGGGCAAGGAGGGUAAUCUCCCUGCGGCCACUGCGGCUGCGGCUGCCAGUAGCAAUAAUUUACACAAGCUGGACAUCGGAUCUACACAGCAGCAACAGCAAAAUCAGCAACAACACCAGCAGCAAUCGCUUCAGAUCAAAGCUACGGUAAUCAAUAAACCGAUACCUGCAACUAUCACCGCGCACACCCCGCCGCCCCCGGCAGUAGGUCCUGUGGCCACACCGAUCACGGCUCUAAGCAAACCCGUUCAAGUAGAGGCUGCUGCCGCUGCUCUUUCAUCCACACCAGCUACAGCCUCUCUGCUUAACAAGCCGGUCAGUGUAUUGGUGAAGACCUCAAUGGCAACACCAUCGAAAACUUCACCCACCCAGCCACAACCCACGGUCGUGAUUCAGCAGCAGGUUGUUCCACCGCAGGCAGCAACUGGCAAACAGCCUAUUGUGUUGCAGCAUAAUCCGCAAACGGUGUUGCAGCAUGCUCAGCACACAAGUGUUCGCCCACAACCGCUCAAGGCGCAUGUACUCAAUCGCGAGAAGAAUCUCCAGCAGCAGCAGCAGCAACAGAUGACGCCCACCAAGCAACCCACUUUGCAGACGCCGCCUCAGCACAUGCUGGUCACCGAUAUGUCUGGAAAUCAGCUUCUCCAAUCAAACAUCAUAGCGCGUCACAUGCUUCAGCCGCAACACCCACAGCAUCCGGUGCAGCAGCUUACACCACAACAGCAGCAUCUACUGGUCAACAUUCCGCCGCCGACGGCGCAUUCACCACACUCGCCACGUAUUCCUGUCCAGUCCGCUCAGCAGCAUCAGCAACAACAACAACAGACGCUGGUAAUCAAGCAGACCACAUCGUCAGGAGCAUCGGGAACUAUGCCAGCACAUCAUCAGCCGCAAAUAUUGCAUGUGGUCAGCUCCAAGGCUUCAGUAGGUGCACAACAACCACCACCAACAUCCUCGGCCGGCGCUCAUCUUGUAGUGCAGCAGCAGCAAUUAGGAAAACCAAUCAAUCAUCCUGCCCAGCAAGGCUUCAGCUAUGCCCCACCCACAUCGACAGCGCAACAGCAGCAGCAGCAGCUCUACAAGCUUCAACAGCCGACGCUAACACAGUCCGCCCAGCAGAAGUCGUCACCACCAUUACAGCUGCCACAUGGCAUGAUCAUGCCAACACAUCCGCUGUUGCUGCAACCAAAGCCGCCAUCGCAUCUGCAAGCUCAACAACAUCAGCUAACGCCAUCGCCCCCACUUCAGGUGCAAUCCGGCAAAUCGAAUCCCGCAUUGCACAGCCUACAGGCAGCCCAGAUCUUGUCCGGCAGUCCUCCGCCCGUGUCCGCUGGGGUGCUGAAAUCGGCACAACAACAAGUUGCUUCGGCAGCAGCCGUUGGCGCACUACGCACGGCCAUACCCAACAUCAGUCCGCAGGGUCAGCCACGUGUCUCGCCGCUUGUUCUGCCGCCAGGCAUGCCAGUACCACCUUUUGAUGCCAGCAUGCAUGAUAUGAGUGCCUAUGCUUCGGGCAUUGUCAGUGGAAGGCGCACGCAGAGUCCGCCACCGGCUCACCAGCAAGCGUCGCCCAUAACACCGAACGCUGCGCGUGAGAAUUACAUGCUUUAUCAACAUAUCCAUAUGCGCGGCGGCGACUACGAUGACAAAAUGAUCUCGAGCAGUCCACCGUUGGAGCUACGACGUCCGGGUAGCGGUCCACGCACCAUAUCCGUUCCUCAUAGCUUGCAAAGCCCACAGGAUCGCACUGCUGCGGACUCGCCUCAAACAGCACAGAUCUAUGUGCACAAUCCCCGAAUUUCGCACCCGCACUACAACGAUGGACGUCCGGGAGUCUACUACGAUGGUGGUUCGAUACAACUGGAGCCACCGCCCGCACACCGAUCGGCUACAUCUAUAAGCGUGGUAGUUCCACCGCCUUCUGUGACCAGUGGCAAUCCCUACAUUGGUGGUGGAGCCGUCCAGCCUCCUCCAGGAGCUCCCUUGGCUAAGCUCUUAGAGCGGGAACGUGAGCGCGAGAACGAACGUCUUUCUAUGGCCGUCAAGCAACAGGAGCAGCUACGCUCAACGACGCCGGUUGGAAUUCCCGGUGUAUUGCAUGGCAUGGAAAUGGCGCCGGCCAUAGCGCCACCUCCGGGUGACUCGCUAGUAACGCUGCUGCAACGGUAUCCGGUCAUGUGGCAGGGCCUGUUGGCCUUAAAGACCGACCAGGCUGCUGUGCAGAUGCACUUCGUCUACGGCAAUCCGAACGUAGCACGCACCGCAUUACCCAGUCUCACGGAAACAACUCCGCCGCUUCUGCGCAUUGCACAGCGCAUGCGUCUCGAGCAGACACAGCUGGAAGGUGUGGCGAAAAAGAUGCAGGUGGUUAAGGAGCAUUGCAUAUUGUUGGCCCUGCCAUGUGGCCGUGACCACGCCGAUGUGCUGCAGCAUUCACGUAAUUUGCAAACCGGCUUUAUCACCUAUCUGCAACAGAAAAUGGCCGCGGGAAUUGUAAAUAUUCCCAUUCCGGGCAGCGAGCAGGCCGCUUAUGUGGUUCACAUCUUUCCGGCCUGCGACUUUGCCAAUGAGAAUCUAGAGCGAGCUGCGCCAGAUUUGAAGAACCGUGUAGCUGAAUUGGCGCAUCUAUUGAUUGUGAUUGCCACCGUCUAAAUGGAAAUCCGCUUUAAAUACCAGACCCUUACAACUUUACUCGGAACUGCAAAAUACAAUUCUACCCAAAUGCGACACUAUGAAUCCCUAAUAUGAGAAACUGAGAAACAACCAAAUGUGAGAAACAAAAUUACUGGCUACAACAACACAGAAUGUAUAGUAAAUCAGCAAAAACCAACAACAACUACUACAAACAAGUUACGCCCUUCUAGUAUAUUAAGUAAUUUUAAAAUAGCGAUUAACGUUAAACAAGCAAAAGUUUAAAAGAAAGAAAACAAAAAAAAAACCACACAACACCUAAAAGAAAAAUGCAAGAAAACUUUAUUGAAUAAAUAAACAAAUGCAAGAACAUUGAGGCAAAAAGCACCGACGAUGAUCAAUGUAAAUCCGAUCGCAAAAAAAAAACAGAAAUCGCAACAACAAAAAUGCAAAUUGUUUAUCUAAAUUGUUUUCUCCCCCACUUCAUACCUAAGCGAAAUAUUUGCAAAGUAUCGUUAAGUUGUAUGCAUACAUUUUAUUUAUUUGAUCUCAAGAAAGUUUUAUUUUUGCUUAAUUUAAAAUGAAAUGAAAAGAAAGCGAAAAGCUUCAAUUAUGUAAACGAAAAGCCCAAACUAUUAAUGUUCACUGUACGCCCAGAUUAAAAAUAGAAAAUCGUCCCAACACGUUGAAAUUUCUUAAUUAACGUUUAAAGGCAAUUACUGCAAGCAUUUUACAAAGUUUACACUCUUAAAAAAUAUAAUAAUAAUGAAACGAAUUAAUGUUCAAAUUCCUUGGCUUUAUGAAGCACACUUCUAACUUAUUAAUGGAUGUGCUGCAUAGACCCAAAGAAUGAUAGGAGCAUCGGUCCCUUUUUCAACCCUGUCGCUGUUAAGCACAAUUAGGAUUAAAGACGCGCCCAGAGGCUUUUUCUCCUACAAUUACAUACACACGUAUACAUAAAUACAUACAUAGAAACGUAUUUAAUAAUAAACAUAAAAUUAAGCCAAAUAUUUUUUAAAGUUUAGACAAGUCCUUCGUACGCGAUUGAGGCAACAAAAGCGUCUGCGAUUUGCAGAAAAUAGCUGGAAAUUGCAAUCCCUUUUGUGUGCCCCACUGUGUUGACCCCUUUGUUGUUAUUGCUGCCCCUUUUCUAACGCCUUGUUUCAAACUCUUGACACCAACACCACUGCCACACCUACUGAAUUGAUGAAGCUGUCGUUUUAAUCGGUUGCAAUCGAUUCUUUUUAUUUCUUCUAUUGCGUUUGUGUCAAACUUUGUAAAAUGUGAGACAGUUGCGGGACGUUUCUCUAAUAUAAAUAUGCCCAAACGCAGGCAUUAUAAAUCAACACCUACACAUGUAUACAAACAACCACACACAUUUUAGAAUCCUGUACACUCCUAAAUAUUUUCACACCCACUUGUAAAUUUUGUGAAAAAAAAGAAAGUAAAUAUACUAUAUAUACAACAAAAAAAGAAGGAAAAUCUGUAAAAUAUUUAAAUUAUUUAACGCUUAAAAAUGUUAUAAAUUAUUUUAAAUAUAAAUAUAUAUGUAUAUCUAUUAAAUAAAAACGUAAUAAGUAACAACUAAAAUACGUCUAAAAUCAGUAACGAUGAUUGAUGAUAACAAUAACGCGAGGAGUUGCGGAGUUGUAAAUACAGUUUAACUAGUGUUUAGCGAGUAUUUAGAUAUAUACAUAUAUGUUUCAAGCCUAAACUAAAUAGAAACUGUACAUUAAAUAAUACUACACAUAAAUGAAAGAAAAAACGAAAAACAAACAAGAGCAAAACGCAAGAUUACAUUUUACAUUAAAACCCGUAGAGAAGGCAGAUAAAAUGCUAUUGAACAUAUGUUUCUGUAUAAGUUUAACUUCUUAAGACAUUUUUAGUUAUUUUUAAGUUACUUUAUCGCCAACAGCAGAUAAAAAUUAAUAAAUUACACACCUUAAUUUAAUUUUAUUGAUUGAUGACGAUCGAUUUCAAGUGAAAAGAAUAAAAAAUUCAAUAAACUCUUCUGUUAUUUUUCAUAAAAAACAAUUAAUAAUAA
This is a messenger RNA of Scaptodrosophila lebanonensis, 19623 nucleotides long. RefSeq names its product protein split ends (gene spen). The record is from RefSeq and is a predicted model, not a curated record. Gene Ontology annotation, molecular function: mRNA binding. The coding region runs from base 666 to 17600 and encodes 5644 amino acids. Gene Ontology annotation, biological process: regulation of transcription by RNA polymerase II. The transcript is spliced from 13 exons. NCBI's taxonomy places the organism in Eukaryota, Metazoa, Arthropoda, Insecta, Diptera, Drosophilidae. Gene Ontology annotation, cellular component: nucleus.